AUGCCACCUAAAGUCAGCUCGAAAGGUGCCAAAAAGGCCGGGCAGGCUAAAUCUGCCCGUACCGGUGAUAAAAAAAAGAAGCGAAAGAGAAAGGAAAGCUAUUCGAUUUAUAUUUACAAAGUGAUGAAGCAAGUUCACCCAGACACCGGCAUUUCUAGUAAAGCAAUGUCCAUCAUGAACAGUUUUGUGAAUGAUUUAUUUGAGAGAAUAGCAGCCGAAGCCAGUCGUCUAGCCCACUACAACAAGCGCUCAACCAUUACCAGUCGUGAAGUGCAGACUGCUGUCCGGCUUCUUCUGCCUGGAGAACUGGCCAAACAUGCUGUCUCCGAGGGAACCAAAGCAGUUACCAAAUACACCAGUAGCAAAGCGAGCGUUUUUCUUUCGUUCUUUUUCUUCUUUAUUCUUUUUUGUUCUCUUUUUCUUUUUUCCUUUUUCUUUGUGUUCUUUUCUUUUUUUUUCUUUCUUUCUUUUUUCUAUUCCUUCUUUUUCUUUAUUUUUCUUUUUUUUUUUCCUUUUUUCUUUAUUUCUUUCCUUAUCUUUUUUUCUUUCUUUUUAUGGCUUGAUUAA
This is a messenger RNA of Acanthosepion pharaonis, 567 nucleotides long. Lineage: Eukaryota; Metazoa; Mollusca; Cephalopoda; Sepiida; Sepiidae. The record is from the annotation of a GenBank genome assembly.